This is a messenger RNA of Acanthosepion pharaonis, 537 nucleotides long. The record is from the annotation of a GenBank genome assembly. NCBI's taxonomy places the organism in Eukaryota, Metazoa, Mollusca, Cephalopoda, Sepiida, Sepiidae.
AUGCUUCUUUUUUAUUUUUCUUUCUUUUCUUCGUUUUUUCUUUGUUUCUUUCUUUCUUAUUUUUAUGUUUUAUUCCGUUUUCUUUUUUUUUAUCUUGCUCUUUUUAAUUUUCUUGUCAUUUUUUUUUAUUUUUCAUACAAUUCAAUUUCUAACCCGACUUUUUCUCUCACCUUUCUUUCUUUUUUUAUUUUUUUAUUGUUCUGUCUUUCUCAUUUCUUCAUACAUUUUCUUUUUUAUGACCCGUUUUUCUUUCAUUUCCUUCUCUCUCUUUCUUUAUUUUCUCUUUCUUUCACUUUCUUUCUCUCUUUGUUCCAUUAUUUUCCUUUAUUUCUUUCAUCUACUACCCCUUAUUUUUUUAUACUUUCUAGCUUUACCGAUUUUUUUACUGAUUUUUCUUUCUCGUAUUUUCUUUCUUUUAUUUGCUUUCAUUCUUUCUUUCAUGCAUUAUAUUUUUCGGAUAAAGUCCUUCACUCUCUAUCUCUCUCUCUCUCUCUCUCUCUCUCUCUCUCUCUCUCUCUCUCUCUCUCUCUUCCCUAG